AUGGGGAGGCACGGGCGGUGGAGUGACCUCUUGCGACUGGACGACAGACCGCAGCUGCCCUAUCUGGUGGUGGAGAUGCCCACCGUGGCUGUGGAAUUUCUGAAUCGGUUUGGUGUGGAGAAAACCAUAAAGGAAGAUGAUAAAGACGGAAAUGACCACAAGGUGAUGUCGUAUGACUUCAGCUACAUGUACGAGAGACGAGAGGGUUUGUCCUUCCUCAAGGCGAUCAUCAGGAAUCGGCGCUGGAAGUGCCUGCAGCAUCCCAUCGUGGAGAAGUUUCUGGAAGUUUACUGGGAGAAGAUUGGGUUCCGUAUAUUCCUGGCGACGUUAGUGGUGUACAUGGUGUUCCUGGGCUGCCUGACCACGCUGGUCAUGAAGCAGGCCUCGGAGAUUUCACAGAGGCGUAACAGCACCAGGGAACAGACUGCCACCUGUUACAACGCUAUGUUCAUCUGUGACUUGUCUCAGGAGCUGUGUGUGCUCUCGUACCUGGUGUUGGUGUUCGCAGCCCUCGGGCUCAUAAAGGACUUGUACAACCUCGUCAGACAGGGCUUGGAUUUCCUGACUGUCAGCAACCUGCUGGACUUCAUCAUGUGCCUGGCUGCUCUCCUGUACGCCCUUCCGGUGUCCAUGUACCCGUGUGCGAAGACCUAUGCCGCCACCAUUGCGGUGUUCCUGGCCUGGAUCAUCUUUGUUCUCGUGCUCAGGAGGAUCUACGUGUUUGGUCUGUACAUCAUCAUGAUCGGCAGCAUCUUCAUCACGAUGAUCCGAGUCGUCAUCGUCUUCAUCUUCUACCUCUUUGCCUUCUGCUUCUCCUUCUUCUACCUCGUCACCAUCGCAAACACGUCACUGGGGGAUGCGUUUGACGACUUCCCGAGAACCUUCUACACGCUGCUGUCCAUGAUGAUGGGAGAACUCGACAUCAACAGUAACUUCCGGCUCGGCGUGAACACCAGAAACUCCUUCACUCUCGCCCUCCUCCUCAUCUUCAUUGUUGUCAUGUGCAUCAUCAUCGUAAACUUGCUGGUUGGUCUGGCAGUCGGUGACAUCAAAGCCAUCCGGGAGGCGGCAAGACUGGGGCAUCUCCAGAUACAGGCGGAGUACAUGUUACACAAGGAGUGGGGCACCACUCUCUUCCUCCGGCGCUUCCAGGUCCUGCAUUACGACGAAAAGAAACGGUCCAGAAAGAAGAUGAGCCUGAUUGCCAGAAUAAUUCCCCAUCAGCUGAGGGAGCUUUUCGAUGUGAGCAAAGAGUUUGAGGAGGAAAAGUCCUGUUCAUGUCACCAGAUAAUGGAGGAAACAAGAGCGACUCUGGAAGCGAGGCUGCGAGAGGUGACGUGUAGCCUGUCAAGCGUGCAGCAGGAGCUGAGUCAGCUGGCCAAGCUGCCGCCGGCGUCGCAGGACCCAGCGGCCGCCCCCACGUCGCCGGGCGUCGUCCCGGUUGCCCCUGACGACGAUGAUGAUGAGGGUCACGUGGAUGACCUGAUCGACGAGUACCGGCGCAACGAGAACAAACUGUUCCGACAACUCUCCACCGACGGAGACGAGGUCUUCCGGCCGAGACUCGGCAGCAGCGUCAGCAUUCUUAAGAAACUGCGGAAGAAAUCUCGGAGGAAAGUGAGCGUGAUCGAGGAGGAUGAAGAAGGGGAGGGAGAGGAGGAGAAGGCGGAGUCUGAGGAGACGAAGCUUUGAUUCAGUUUUACACGCUGAAAUCGACUUACACAGAAUUAUGUACAGGUUUACACUUUAGGCCACACCAAUUUAAUUUGUUUCUCGGAUUUUUUCACAAAAAAUCAGGAGCGACAGGGCAAAAACAAAA
Branchiostoma belcheri (Belcher's lancelet) is the source of this 1819-nucleotide messenger RNA. RefSeq names its product transient receptor potential cation channel subfamily A member 1-like. Gene Ontology annotation, biological process: transmembrane transport; monoatomic ion transport. Gene Ontology annotation, molecular function: monoatomic ion channel activity. Gene Ontology annotation, cellular component: membrane. The record is from RefSeq and is a predicted model, not a curated record. Bases 1 to 1692 code for a protein of 563 amino acids. NCBI's taxonomy places the organism in Eukaryota, Metazoa, Chordata, Leptocardii, Amphioxiformes, Branchiostomatidae. The transcript has 15 exons.